GUCGUCUCGUCUCCCGCGAGAAGGAAGAGUGAGAGAGAGGGGAAAAAAAAAGGAGUAGGGCUUGGUCUGCGCCGUCGGAUUGGGAUCGGCCGGUGAUGAUGGAGCCGGCGGAGGAUGCGGCCGUGCAGGAGAAGGCGCCGCCGCCGACGGAGUGGUACGACCCGGUGUCGUCGCCGCGGCCUGUCAGGGUGUACGCCGAUGGCAUCUACGACCUCUUCCACUUCGGCCAUGCCCGCGCGCUCGAGCAGGCCAAGAAAUCAUUCCCCAACGCGUAUUUGCUCGUCGGCUGCUGCAGCGACGAGAUCACCAACCUGUACAAAGGCAAGACCGUCAUGACCGAAGAUGAGCGCUACGAAUCGCUUCGCCACUGCAAGUGGGUGGAUGAGGUCAUACCAGAUGCACCAUGGGUUAUCAAUCAGGAGUUCCUAGACAAGCACCGCAUCGACUAUGUCGCUCAUGAUGCGCUUCCGUAUGCAGACACCAGUGGAGCUGCCAAUGAUGUCUAUGAAUUUGUGAAGGCCGUCGGGAAGUUCAAGGAGACGAAGCGCACCGAUGGCGUCUCGACAUCCGACAUUAUCAUGAGGAUCUUGAAGGACUACAACCAGUACAUCAUGCGGAAUCUGACCCGGGGAUACUCCCGCAAAGACCUCGGUGUGAGCUAUGUCAAGGAGAAGCAACUUAGAGUGAACAUGGGAAUCAGCAAGCUAAGGGAGAAGGUGAAGGAGCAUCAAGAGAAGUUUCACAGCGCGGCAAAGAUAGCUGGAAGCAAUCCUGUGGAGUGGAUGGAGAAUGCUGACCGUUGGGUCGUCGGUUUUCUUGAAAAGUUUGAGGAAGGUUGUCACAUGAUGGAAACUGCGAUUAAAGAUCGAAUUCAGGAGGGGCUGAAGAGGCAAGGCAGGUCAGACCCCAACCUUUCUGGAGAGGACUCUGACUCAUGAUGCCCUGCAAUUAUUAGAUCAAACUGGAAAAAACAUUGUGGAGACCAUUUCUAGUCCUGUAUGAGAUUAGUCUAUUGUUGUAGGACACUAAAGUGACAGUGGCUUGUUUGUACCAAGAGGUUAUGUACUUCUGAGAAUAAUAAUAGUUUGUGCAAGUACUGUUCCUGGAUUCAUAUUUUGAUAUGCAACUUGUACUUAAAGAUUAUCUGCAUAUCUAUGCCACAAACUGAACAUUAAUGUUUGUACAGUUUUCCUAGUUGUAUAUUGUACCUUCUGCUAUCAGAUCAUUAGGAUUAUUGGCAUGGA
Molecule: messenger RNA, 1244 nt
Organism: Oryza brachyantha (malo sina)
Lineage: Eukaryota; Viridiplantae; Streptophyta; Magnoliopsida; Poales; Poaceae
Product: choline-phosphate cytidylyltransferase 2-like
Exons: 8
Coding region: 96-938 (280 amino acids)
Biological process (GO): CDP-choline pathway
Molecular function (GO): choline-phosphate cytidylyltransferase activity; phosphatidylcholine binding
Source: RefSeq, a predicted model, not a curated record